AUGGUAGCUGGAAACAAUUCGGUUCCUAUGACUGAUCUCGUCAAAGUGCUAAUAAAAAUGCGUUCGUACAUGGUGAAGCAUCAGGACGAGGACCUAUUCCCCAUGAGGAAUAUUAUCAAUUUACACGCUAUCGUUCGAUUGCAGCGCAAUGUACGCCAGAAUCAACACCGUGGAAACCCUGGCUACGUUCUGGAACUCUUUCGCGAAACAGAGUGGUUCGAAAUGACAGUACCGAACGACCGACUGUAUGCGCUGUACGGUCUCGCAGGUGGUAUUCGCUUUCCUGUGAAUAGCGACCGGCGUUACUGCCAUCAGAAAAUGUUUGUGGACUUCGCCGUCUGGGCACUAAAGGAGUUUUCUGGUCUAGUGCUUUUGUCCUAUACCCGAGCCAUUGGUGGUGGGUGCCAUUGUAACGUACCUUCUUGGGCACCCUGUUACGAUAUGGACUGCCUGCCAGUCAGCCUUCUACACGUUUCGCAUUUUAACGCUUGUGGGCGCCUAUUCGAGCCCAAAUACAAGUUCCAAUCUCUUUCCGAGCUUCAAAUUGCAGGGGCAAUCAUCGACACAAUCAAAAGCGUUUGCGACGAUCUUUUCAAUCUUGCAUCCAUUGAGGCCCAUUCGAAAUCUCUGAAAAGUGGCGCAAAAUUUGCCGGGUGCGAAGAUUUGGUUGGGGAAAGGUACAAGAAGUACUGUGCAGCCCUGUUAUUGGAAUUGGACGCAGAGAACGGAAGAGCGCCCCAAUCACUUAUUGAUUUGAUGGAUGAGAGGAUCAAAAAUGGCAGUAGCCCUGAAUACGAGAAAGCGGAAGAGGUACGGACAAGCUGGGAGCGGUUCCGUUGCCUCUGCACCACUGUCGGUGAUCGCUUUGUCUGGGCUUCAAGAAGAAAGCCGGGGCUUGGUUGGCACAGCAACAACACAAAGCCUGGGGACAAUAUAUGCAUUUUCAAAGGCGUAUGA
Molecule: messenger RNA, 957 nt
Organism: Bipolaris oryzae ATCC 44560
Lineage: Eukaryota; Fungi; Ascomycota; Dothideomycetes; Pleosporales; Pleosporaceae
Exons: 1
Coding region: 1-957 (318 amino acids)
Source: RefSeq, a predicted model, not a curated record